GAGGUGCUUACCCUCGAAUUGCGAACACCAACGCCUGCGCGUCACUCGUUCUCACUAUGGCUACAUAGCCUAACGCCGAUUCAACACCGAAGAUGUUGUCGCAAUUACGAGAGCAUAAUGGCAGAGCCGCUGGCGGCUCUCACCAUGACGACGCCUCAGACAACGAUGACUACGACAUCCGGCCCUCUGCCGAACUAUCUGACGGCGAUCAUGAUAUCCUAGAGUCAGAAGACGAGCGCGAGCGACUGUUGACACAGAAGGAGGAGAUAACAGGUCUCUUCGGCUCCAGCGUGAAGAUUGGGAAGCGUGAUAGCGGCAAAAAGAGAGCUGAGAUGACGGAGCGCAAAAGACGACUCGACACCGGAACGAGCACACCGACGUAUGACACGGAAGAAGGAGUUGGCGAAUCAACCUCAAGCCUGUUGCGGUCGAGGAGGAGCUCUGAGAGUGACGAGCAGCGGUUGCUUGGAACAAGGGCGCAGAAGAAGGCAAAACGAUCGAGGCGAUGGCGAAGUAUCUAUAUAUACACAUCGAUCACGGGAUUCUUCUUCAUCCUGCUUGCCUUCGUAUACCGUCUCUCAAACCCCAAGGACAGCCAAGUUGCAGCGUUCACAGCGACUGCAAUCUCGAACGGAACAUCACUCUUCGCGCCAACAACGAUCUUGAUCUCGCUCGACGGCUUCCGGGCUGAUUUCCUAUACCGCAAUCUCACACCUACGCUCAACCAGUUCGUAGCAGAAGGCAUUUCGCCUAAGUAUAUGCUACCCAGCUUCCCAAGUGUGACGUUUCCAAAUCACUACACAAUGGCAACUGGCAUGUAUCCUGAAGCGCAUGGAAUCGUGGGAAACACCUUCUGGGAUCCAAUGCUGGAGAAAGAGUUCUACUACACGGAUCCUGAGCGUAGCCUGCAGCCAUUCUGGUGGGGUGGAGAACCCCUCUGGGUGACGGCGGAGAAGCAGAAUGCCAGGACGGCUGUGCACAUGUGGCCGGGAUCAGAAGCGCACAUUGAGAACCAGCAGAUUGCAUAUGUGGACAAGUACAACGGUUCGGAAGUGCUGGAUAGGAAAGUUGACCGCAUCAUGGAUCUGCUCGACGCACCCGGCCCUCAAGACAUAGGCGCCAAAGCUGAUGCACCCCGCCCGCAGCUCAUUGCUGCAUAUGUCCCAAAUGUCGACGGCGACGGUCACAGGUACGGACCGAACAGCACAGAGAUCCGUCAAACCAUCUCCAACGCAGACGCCAUGAUCGGCGGUAUCCUCAAAGGCCUGCAAGAGCGCAACCUCACUAACAUCGUCAAUGUUGUUGUCGUUUCCGAUCAUGGGAUGGCUACCACCGACGUAUCACGCAUGAUACAGCUGGAAGACCUGGUUGACCCGGCCGAGCUGUCCCACGUUGAUGGCUGGCCAUUGUACGGUCUCAGACCUAAAGAUCGAAACAACCUCUAUUCGUUAUACAACAAAAUCAAGCGCGAACACGGAGAUAACCCCAACAUUGAGAUCCACCUGCGCGAGAACAUGCCUGAGCGCUACCACUUUUCGAACAACGACCGCAUAGCACCACUAUGGAUUAUACCAAAGGCAGGUUGGGCGAUCGUCACAAAAAGCGAGUUCAACGUCGAAGAAGGCAAGAAGAAGGGCGAUGUGUACCAUCCGCGAGGCCUGCAUGGCUACGACCACGAACACCCACUCAUGAGGGCAAUUUUCGUUGCUCGUGGGCCGGCAUUUCCGCACACGCCUGGAAGUCGCAUGGAACCGUUCCAAAACAUCGAGCUGUACAACAUCAUCUGCGACUCCAUCGGCCUUACCCCUGCACCUAACAACGGCACCUUGCGCCUUCCUUUAAAGCCCGUUGGCCUGCACAACGAUGACGAAGACUCACCUAACGAGACGCCAUCUGACCCUGUGGGUAGCCACUCGUUGACCUCUGCACCACCUUCUGCAGCAACUGUGGCUGCCGUUCUCUCCUCGCUAUCCAGCCUCGCUGCUCUAGCAUCCGGUCUAGAGGAUCCAACCACGUCUUUGGAAGGAAGCGCUUCGACGUCAGUAGAAUCGAGUACUACUACGAGCGCACCGCCUGCAGCGAGUAGUAAGCCGCCGCAUAAGCAUUGGUGGGACUGGUUCACGGAUAAGGCUGAUGAGAUUGAGGAGUGGGUUGAUGAUUUUGUGCAUAAGCAUAAUCCUCUCGACGAGGACAAGGAUAAGCAGGACUCGUGAGGAAGAUAUUUGACAGGUUUCGGCUUGGUGUUUAGGGCGUUUUGAUGGAAGCUUGUGUAGAGGUCAGGAGUUUGUGCAAUAAUGAUACCCAGUUUUGAUGCACUCUUGAUUUGAUGCACUCUUGAUUUGAUGCACUCUUGAUUGCUUCCUCCUGGUAAUUUCAGUGCAUCUACAUGUCGACGAGGUUAAGCCGCGACAGAACGAUGGCCACCUGAUACAGUUGCAGUAUCCAGACGUCUCAAGAUGCAAUUUCCAUGUUAUUUUGUGGUUUGUGAGGAAUCACUU
Molecule: messenger RNA, 2498 nt
Organism: Macroventuria anomochaeta
Lineage: Eukaryota; Fungi; Ascomycota; Dothideomycetes; Pleosporales; Didymellaceae
Product: Phosphodiest-domain-containing protein
Exons: 3
Coding region: 93-2213 (706 amino acids)
Biological process (GO): nucleoside triphosphate metabolic process
Molecular function (GO): nucleoside triphosphate diphosphatase activity; ribonucleoside triphosphate phosphatase activity
Source: RefSeq, a predicted model, not a curated record